AUGCGAGGACUUCAUAGCUCACAUCUAUGGCUGCCCGCGUUUCGUCAGACCCGGAUGCUUCCUCGAGCGCACGGUACUUUGGCAGCGCUUGUAGAUCUGCGUUCUCGUGCCCUUGGUUUCCGCUUGCCCCGAAUCAGGUUCACACAUACGAAAGUCACGUAUCUUAAUUUAACUGGAGCAUCUCCUUCCUAUUUGCACAACUCUCCCUCCGACUCCCCUCCGUACGAGUCGGAGCCGCUUUUUGGCCAUGAUCCUAACGCGAUCACUGCUGCCCUCGAAGCGUCCGCGGAUCUAGUCAGGAACGGUCCUCUGGUCACAGAUUUAUGUAUCAAACUAGACAAGGCCCUCCUCGAAAGGGAUUUCCAAGCAAUUAUGGAGCUGUGGCCGCGACUGCAGGAGCUAAAGCCUGCAGCUCUCAACAUGCUGGAAAUACGUCCGUACUUCCGGAAUUACUCUUAUAAAUUCGAGGACCUGCACGUCCCUCAAGGCUUCUCCGACCAAAGGAUUCACUCGACACUAGACGACCUCGCGGCUCACAGCGCCGCCGCCGGUUACAUUCAUGGCGCCGUCGUCCGAAUGGACUAUCAUCUCAAGCGGCGAGAACACGAUGCCGCGCUUAGCCUUACGCUCAAAUGUCAUUACAUGAUGGAGGCUCGCGAUUUCCUGCUCACUGACCUGUUGAAGAGACCUAAGGACGAGUACGCUUCCAUCGUACACGCGUCUGACAGGCAUUCGGUCAGCGCAACCCCCAGAUUCUUGGCCUUGGCGAUUGCAGCCUGUUUCAUGAAGAAUGUAUUUUCCCCUCUUCUACAACUUGGCAUAUCUUCUUCCGGCAGAAAAUACCUCCCGACAUUUCACGCCCUGAGGCAGGAAGCGGCCGCCGCCGCAGGCGCGUAUGGGUUGCCCGAGAACAAAGUAGUUCACAUGGCACACAGAGUCUGCAAUUUAUGGCUUGCGGCAUUGGCGGCGUCUGACCUUCAGAAGUACUUUGGUCCAAUUGCCAGUUUUCGAUGCGAGGCUUCAAGUUCACCGCUGACACACUUCGCCGAAUUCAUCGUCCAGGAGCUCUCGGAAGACGAGCCUUUCCUUACUCUCGACCCUACCGCGGCUGUCGCGUCCCAAAGUCCUCUCAUUCUGUUUACCGACGAACACUGGGCGUUCCUGAUACUUGGCCUCAUACGUUCUGGCGCUGUGCAAGCUGCAGAACGCUUCUGGCUGGGCAUGAACAACGGUGGCGUCAAGACGCCGCCGCUCGUUCAGGCUGCAGUCAUCGAUGGUUUUGCUUCCUUGGAGAGAUUUGAUCGCGCACGGGUCGCUUGGAACACAUUUCACUCUGCCACAGAAAUUCCAGCAACAGUCGUUUAUCAGGCAUACAUCCAAGCUUUGUUUCGAGAAGGACGUCCAGACGAUGCGCUUGCAGAAUUCCAUCGCUUCGAGCAGAGUGUCCGCAAGAGAUCCGAUACUCCGAGCGACCCCACAGCCGUCUCGGUUUUCAACGAUGUGCUUGAUUGGCUG
Messenger RNA from Phanerochaete carnosa HHB-10118-sp, 1515 nucleotides. RefSeq lists its product as uncharacterized. The annotation marks the transcript as partial. Gene Ontology annotation, molecular function: protein binding. The transcript has a single exon. NCBI's taxonomy places the organism in Eukaryota, Fungi, Basidiomycota, Agaricomycetes, Polyporales, Phanerochaetaceae. The record is from RefSeq and is a predicted model, not a curated record.